This is a messenger RNA of Salvia miltiorrhiza (redroot sage), 1346 nucleotides long. RefSeq lists its product as uncharacterized. NCBI's taxonomy places the organism in Eukaryota, Viridiplantae, Streptophyta, Magnoliopsida, Lamiales, Lamiaceae. Gene Ontology annotation, molecular function: S-adenosylmethionine-dependent methyltransferase activity. The transcript has 6 exons. The record is from RefSeq and is a predicted model, not a curated record. The coding region runs from base 252 to 1088 and encodes 278 amino acids.
AGAAAAGGAAGAAGCGAAAAAGAGUCGUCCCUUUUCCUUCAAAUCAUAUCUUCUCUCCUCUCUCUCUCUCUCCCUUCGCAAAAGAGCUUUACAAGAAAGGAAGCAGAAGCAGAUUCUCUCUCAAACAGCUGUGAGCCAACCAAUUGCAAAACCUUCCUUCCUACUGUCAUUGUUAAUUCUUUUUCGAUUACAAGGAAAAACAAAUCAAGAUUUGUAUAAAAUUAAGCUUUAUUUUCGAGAAACAGAGAGAAAUGGCAACGCCAUCAUUGAGACCUCCCAAUUUGGAUUCUUUCAGACUGUCUCACUUCUCCACAGCAAUUCCCAUUACAGCUAGCGCUAGUAGCUUCAGCCAUUUCGUUUCUCUCUCAUCCUCUUCGCUUGGGCAUGGAAGAUUUGGCUCUUCCUGUUACUGCUCUGUACGGAGAAAAAAGUUGCUUUUUGGAUAUGACGGAGCACAGCAGAGCAUAGAGGAAUUGGGAGACGGAGACAAGAAUGAGAUCCAGAUGUUAGGUUCGGAUGAAGAAGUCUCGACUCAGAUUCCAACUCAAGCCCAGUCUCUCGUUGAAGGGUCUGGAGCUGUUAUGGUGUCCGAAUAUAGACCCGCCCCUGAUGUAGACUACCUGCAGGAAUUACUGGCAAUUCAACAACAAGGCCCCAGAUCAAUUGGUUUCUUUGGCACACGAAACAUGGGGUUUAUGCACCAAGAACUCAUUGAGAUUCUCAGCUAUGCACUGGUCAUAACUAAAAACCAUAUCUUCACUUCAGGAGCUUCGGGGACUAAUGCUGCUGUCAUUAGAGGAGCUCUUCGAGCUGAAAAACCGGAGCUACUAACUGUGAUUCUUCCGCAGAGUUUGAAAAAGCAGCCUCCAGAGAGUCAGGAGUUACUUUCUAAAGUAAAGCACGUGAUAGAGAAGCCUUACAACGAUCAUCUUCCAUUGAUAGAGGCGAGCAGGCUGUGUAACAUGGACAUCAUCUCUCAAGUGCAGCAGGUAAUCUGUUUUGCCUUUCACGACAGUAGGUUGCUCAUGGAGACGUGUCAAGAGGCGAAGAACAUGCGGAAGAUUGUUACUCUGUUCUAUCUGGAUUGAUCGAGAGGCUCUGCCCGCCCGUGCAUUGUCGAUCCGAAACAUGAAAUCUUGUUUUUGGUUGUAGAGUAGAAUGCACAAAACAGAUACUUUUUUUUUUUUUUUUUGGUUUUGUUCUAUCCAGAUUAGAGGAAUUUGAAAUAUAUGUGGCCCCUCCAUUUGGGUGGAAUAUGAUGGAUUUCAUCAUCUUUUGACUAUAUAGCAAAUUGCACAAGUGUUUUAGGGCAUGUUUUUAAUGAAAACUGCAGCAAUUAUCUACAA